Messenger RNA from Spirodela intermedia, 3633 nucleotides. NCBI's taxonomy places the organism in Eukaryota, Viridiplantae, Streptophyta, Magnoliopsida, Alismatales, Araceae. The record is from the annotation of a GenBank genome assembly.
AUGGCUGAGGAGGCGAAAGCCAAGGGCAACGCGGCCUUCUCAGCUGGCCGCUUCGACGAGGCGGUGCGACACUUCACGGCGGCGAUCGACCUCGCGCCCACGAACCAUGUCCUCUACUCUAACCGCUCCGCCGCCAACGCCUCCCUCCACCGAUACGCCGAGGCCCUUGCCGACGCCGAGAAGACGGUUGAGCUGAAGCCCGAUUGGCCGAAGGGAUAUGGCCGCCUUGGGGCCUCCCUCGUUGGGCUCGAGAGCUUCGACGACGCCGUCUCCGCCUACCGGAAGGGCCUGGAGAUCGAGCCCCACAACGAAGCCCUGAAGGCGGGCCUUUCGGAUGCUCAGGCGGCCGCUGCGCGGGCGCAUAGGGCGCCGCCGGGGUCCUCCCCGUUUGGGAACAUCUUCGAGGGCCCGGAGCUGUGGGCGAAGCUGACGGCGGAUCCGUCCACAAGGAGCUACCUGCAGCAACCAGACUUCGUGAGGAUGAUCCAGGAAGUACAGCGGAACCCCAAAAACCUCAACACUUACCUCUCGGACCAGAGGAUGAUGCAGGCCCUGGGGGUCUUGCUGAAUGUGAAGGUGAGGACGUCUGAGGAGAUGGAGAAGGGGGCUCCCGAGGCGGAGCUGCCGAAUAAGAGUCCGAAAUCAGAGUCAUCUCAGCGUGCUCCAGAGUCGCAGCCAGAACCAGACCCAGCACCUAUGGAAGUGGAGAAAGACGAUGAGGGAAAGCGGAGGAAGGCAGAGGCACAAAAGGAGAAGGAAGCGGGAAAUUCGACAUACAAGAAGAAGGACUUUGAUACGGCAAUCCAGCACUAUACUAAAGCGCUUGAGCUCGAUGAUGAGGACAUCUCUUUCCUUACGAACAGGGCUGCGGUAUAUUUGGAAAUGGGCAAGGUAAGGGGAUCCCUUCUCAACUCUUAUCGUCAAACACUAGCAAAAUUUCCUGGUUUUACGUCAGAAAUGAGAAUAUAUCGUGCUCUACACCGCUGUUCACAGUGUUACUUAAUUGUUCUUAACGAUUUCAAGGUGAUUUGGCUAGUUUUUCUUGGGUAUGUGAUUAUUUUCUGCUUCGUUCUUUUUUUUUUCGAUAGGUAGCGCAAUUAAUACAUCAUUGGGUCUCUUAUUAAUAAAAAAAUCGCAUUAUUUGUUAUCUGUUAAACUAGGAUUUCCAUAAUGAAUCUCUAGACUCGAUGUAUUGGACGAUUUAUUUUUUUUAACAAUAUUUUCACCUUGUGGAAAAUUCCUCGCGCUUUAUCUAAUUUUUAUUGUACAUGACGAUCGAACAGUGUCGCCUUGCCAGUAAUCAAGUUGUCUAGUGUUUCGCCCGUUCGUACUAGCAAUUUUUCUCACUCGGAACGUGGAGAGAUCAUUCCAGAACAUAACGUGGUCGGAGAGAACUGAGAAACUUGGUGUCUAAUGGUCAGAAAAAAUAUUUCUAGCUCUCAUUAUUAUCCUAUAAUCUUAUAUGUCACUCAUCUGGUCAAUGUAGGGCCUGAAGAACCAAGCAGAGCGCAGCAGUGUCCACAGUUUUUUGUCCACUUGCAUAGCUUAUGAUCUUCCUUCUUCCUUUAGAUUUUCGCUGCAAUUCAACCAGAUUCAGAACGUGUUUCACUAUCUGCUGUUGACUUUUCAAUUUAAAAACCAGGGAGCAGACUGGGCCGCAGUCCCUUUUGCCUUAGAAUGGGUGUUGCGAUUCUGGACACCAAUUAGUUCUCCCAUCGACUCUUUCUGCUACCUAUGAAUUAUGAAACCCUUUUGAAAUAGCAUUCAGAAAACAUACCAUCAGAAACAGAAUAAACGUUUUGGAAGCAUUGACACGUCCCUGUCCCUCAAAUGCCCGCAGACAUGGCAUUAUUCUCUGGUUUGAUGGGGAAAGCAGUUUGAUUUCUGUCAGUUUUAUUAAUUUAAAGCGUUCUACACGUAUUUUCUUCAAAUACUGGUUAUUAGACAUUUGCCAUAAAACUUUCCCUCUUGUUUUCCGUAUCUAAUGACGCUACCAUGAAAUAAUUAUCCUCAAAGUCAAAUGUAUGUUCGCUGUGUGAUGCUCAUAUCUGAGCUCACUCGGUAUGAGAACCCUUCUUUAGUUUGAUCAGGGCGACUUAGGAUGGUGAGCUGAAAUUCAUGAAGCCCUAGAACAUGUAUCUCAUCAUCUUCUUGAUUUUGGAAGAUUAAGGCCCAUUUCUUAUGAUUUCUGAUGACCGAUCCAUGUCGUUUAGUACGAGGAGUGCGUCAAGGAUUGUGACAGAGCUGUCGAGAGGGGCCGAGAGCUUCGUUCUGAUUUCAAGAUGAUCGCAAAGGCGUUGACUAGGAAGGGCACGGCAUUGGUCAAGCUGGCCAAGACUUCAAAGGAUUAUGAGCCCGCUAUUGAGAGCUUCCAGAAAGCGCUGACUGAGCACCGAAACCCUGAUACAUUGAAGAAACUUAAUGACGCCGAGAGAGCGAAGAAAGACUUAGAGCAGCUAGAAUAUUAUGACCCAAAUUUGGCUGAUGAAGAACGCGAGAAAGGUAAUUGCCCACUCAAUUGCUCUUUUACACUUCAUCGGAUGCCUCUGCUACUCGUGUGUUUCUACAGAAUCAGUGCCGUCGAAUUAGAUUUAAUUUAGAUUUUUUGUCAAAUCUGUCUCUCUUUUACCAGGAAACGAGCUCUUCAUGCAGCAGAAAUACCCAGAAGCUGUGAGGCAUUACACAGAGGCUCUGAGGAGGAAUCCUCAUGAUCCAAAGGUGAGAGAUUUCGAUCUUUGAGCCGCCGCAGUGUUCAUGAUUCUUCCCGGACGAUUCUGAUUAGGCCUUAUCAGCUUCAAUCUCUCUUGGUUUUGAUAUUCAGACCCACUAGAAGGAUCUCAUAAUCAAGGUUUCGGAAUCGCUUCCCCUUGGUUCACUGAUUUAUAUUGAUCUCUCCAGGUUUAUAGCAACAGGGCGGCGUGCUACACGAAGUUGGGGGCCUUGCCAGAGGGGCUGAAGGACGCCGAGAAGUGCAUCGAGCUUGACCCAUCCUUCUCGAAGGGGUACACCAGAAAAGGAGCCGUUCAGUUCUUCAUGAAGGAAUACGACAAAGCUCUGGAGACGUACCAGGAGGGCCUGAAGCACGACCCAAGCAACCAGGAAUUGCUGGACGGAGUCCGCAGGUAGGCUUUCUUGAGGGGCCAGAUUUCUUCAGCCCCCCUACCUGUUCUGCGCGCUCGGUGAUUACUUAUUUCUGUCCCCCGAACCAGGUGUGUCGAGCAGAUCAACAAGGCUAACCGGGGAGAGAUCAGCCCGGAUGAAUUGAAGACGAGACAGGUCCGUUGACCCGUUCAGUGUGCUCAGUCUGCUGCUGGGUUCUGCCCGGUCAGAUCAUCUGACACAGACUUUUUGACAGGCCAAGGCGAUGCAGGACCCGGAGAUACAGAACAUUCUCUCCGAUCCCAUCAUGCAGCAGGUAAAAAUCCCAGCGGCAAUGCCGUGACCCUUCAAAAAUCGGCGGGAUCUGCCGUUAGGAUUGCCAUCUGACGAGGAGCUGGGGGGAUUUUUGGUGGUGGACAGGUGUUGGUUGACUUCCAGGAGAACCCCCGGGCUGCGCAGGAGCAUCUGAAUAGCCCGCAGGUGAUGCAGAAAAUCCAGAAGCUCGUGAGCGCAGGAAUAGUCCAGAUGAGGUGA